Molecule: messenger RNA, 3192 nt
Organism: Xiphophorus hellerii (green swordtail)
Lineage: Eukaryota; Metazoa; Chordata; Actinopteri; Cyprinodontiformes; Poeciliidae
Gene: cdkn1d
Product: cyclin-dependent kinase inhibitor 1D
Exons: 3
Coding region: 442-978 (178 amino acids)
Biological process (GO): regulation of mitotic cell cycle; signal transduction by p53 class mediator
Cellular component (GO): nucleus
Molecular function (GO): cyclin-dependent protein serine/threonine kinase inhibitor activity
Source: RefSeq, a predicted model, not a curated record
GAAGCAGACUAAAACCGGAGAGCAUUUUCGCUUCACGGACUCAUGAAAUAAAUGCACGAGCAGUAUUGCACGCACCAACUUCUCGCAGCUUAGCUUGCAGGCACUUUGCGCUGCGUUCACUGACGCUGAGAGUCCAGAGUCGCGCUCCACCUCGGUCGGGUCUCGGCACCGAGAAAGACUGUUUUGACGGAAACCACGUGACCGUCUCCUUCUCGUAGGACGUCCCCUCCUGUCUCCUGAGUCCACAACAAACAAGAGUCACACCGAUAAGAAGGCUAAAAGUACCCCUUUCGUGGGCACUGACUCCUGGAACUUGACAACGUGACGGUGUUUGUAUCCACGGGGUGUUGUCACACAGCUCACUCCACGGGAGUCGGUGAUUAUUUUUUCCGUCAUUCGUCUUGGGAAAACUUCAUAUUAAGAUACUUAAGCUGAUGGGAUAUGAUGAUGGCUUCUACGUCAGCAUCGUCCAGAGGAACCAUGACGUCUGAGUCCGAGACCUCGACUCUCCAAGGCAUUGACGCCUUGAAGCUGAAGGUAGGGCCGGUGCGGAGAAACCUCUUCGGCCCUGUUGACCACCAGCAGCUCCAGCGGGACUUCCAGCAGCUGCUCCGCAUGAGCGUGGAGGUCGCCAACAAGCGCUGGAACUUUGACUUCCAGAGAGACAUGCCAGGAGAGGGCGUCAACGUGGAGUGGGUGGAGCUCGGGUGCCAGGACGUGCCGGCGUUUUACCGGACCUGCUUGGUGAGGCCCGGGGUGUUGGCCAGAAAAAUCACGAGGAGCACCUCAACGUCGUCCAUGGAGGAAGACAGCUCUCCUGUCUCUGAGAGCUCGUCUGGGGAAGAAUACCUGGAAGUGACCACUAGAGGGAGCUACCCAAUUCGGCGGCUGGGAAAACGCAGACAAUCUGCAAUCACAGAUUUCUUUAAGGUGAAGAAGAGGAAACCCAUGCCCAGCAAAGCUUCCUCUCAGCAGUAGAAAAGUUCAACAAUCAUCACUAAGUGGCCUCCAGCCCUCUACACUCAACAUGAUAUAGUUCAUAUGUACAUAUGUAGCAAUUUAUAACAGACUGUUUAUAAGCUUAUCCAAUGUUGGGCCUUAAAACUUCAGACGCCAACUCGCAUUUAACUUUCAGUACAAGGAAGCUACCUUUCUUUUUAUUCAGUCAAGCUCAGACUCUAGUUUUCAGUGGAUAAAUAUUUGAUAAAUAUAUAUAUAUAUGUACACACUGUAUAUUUUAUAUACUGUUUUAUUCAGCUUCUUUUAAUACUGUGAAAUAAUCUUAAAUGCACUCAUUCAGGAUACUAAAACAGCAAAAAGGAGGUUGACCUCAGCCCAUGACCCCCGUUUCUUUUUUUUUUUUUUCCUUUUGCUCCAAGUCAUUCCAGGUUUCUGAUCCGAGUGGUUACUGCCUCAGCACACUUAGCCUUUUGGAUUCACCCCGAGACUCUUAAAGCUGGAGUCGGAGCAGGGGUCAAAACCUCAGCCAGGGUUCAAAACGUGGCAGCACGACUGUCAUUAGCUCCAGGUCGGAGGUCGGCGGGUGCAGGCUAAGCAUUUUAAAUGCUGUACGACAGAGACUUCCAUUUUGAGUAUUAGGUAUUUUCUAUUUAUUUUUAAGAUCAUUGUCCAAGAUAAAAAUGAAAAAGAAAAAAGAUCAUGACUGUUCAUUGUGCAAAACGAGGUAAAAAUAAAUAACUCUCUGAACUGCAGUGCUUUGCAAUAGCGUUCAACAUAUUUCACUUACAACCUAAAACUUAAAUGUAUGCGACUGGGAAAAAUGGAAAAUGAUGCAGUCAGAAAUUACUUAAAAUAGUAAAAACUGUCUAAUGAUCUCAAGAAAACUCCAAAUUCAAAAUCUAUGAGUCCUUUGCGAGGUACUGCAUACUUUAACUCAAGAAGUCAUUUAAACGUCAGAAUAAUGUACAAAAGGUAAACUUCUAUUUUUGCUAAGUAAUAUUUGCAUUAUAGAGGCUUUUUGGAAACGUGAUGAUAAAUCCUGUUUGCUGUGAUUUAGUCAGCAUUUUGCUUGUAAUAUGUAGCAUUUUCCACUUUUUUUUUUUUUUUACUCAUUAAGGGAACGCAGCGUUUUCUGUUUUCAGAGCUCAGAGAAGUCAAAACUUUUUACUUCUGCUUUUGUUUUUUUUUUCCUUCGAAAGAGUUUUUAUAUGAAGAGUCCAGCUCGCCUGUUCUUUUGCAAUCCAGUUCCUCGAUUCUGCAUGCAUGCGAGGGGUUUGUGACGCAAGUUGUUAAAAGAUCGACCAAAGCAAUCGAUAUGUUGGCAACUAAGAGCUACAGAUCCCAAACUAGUUCACUUUAAAUUGCUUAAGGGGCUUUAAAAUACCAAAUUGCAUCUGUUUCAGUUUUUCUAGAGCCUAGACUUAAAACUACUGACAGCAAAGUCAAAUCAAAUGAAUUUCCAAUAAUUUGUCACCAUUUUUUUUUUACCAUUUUGUUGUAAAAUGUCUUUAAAAUCUAGAUACUCCUGAAAAAAAAACAGGUUUAAUGCAGACAUGCCCCUGAAGGCAUCACAUUAGACCACAGAUGCAAGUUGUUUUGAUUACGCUGUAUUGUAUUAUAUUCUUUCAUCUAUUCCUGUGUUUUCAUGUCUUGUGCCCCUUGUGAUGUCAUUCAAACACAAAGCAGGAUUAGCAGUUCUAGUGAACAUUAGUGGGGGAAAAAAAACUUCACACCACUGGAUUGUUUCUUCAACAGGAUAUUGCAGCACUAAUUAAAAAUAAAUAGCCAUAUGCUGGAUUUAUCCUCUAUUACUACCUCAAUAAGGUUGUUCAACAAUACAGAGACAAGGUAAAAAGCUGAGUUUGUUUGUGUUUGGCAGCCAUGAAAGCGAAGACUAAAGAUUAAGUCGUGCUCUGUUGUGGUGAAAAAGCAUCAGGUAAAAGAGUCAGUGUGUCAGAACACGGGGUGGGCGGGUGGGUUUGACUGCUUUCGUUUUGCUUCACUUUUCGUGUGACUGCUUUCCCAGAAUAGAUCGAGCGAGUGGAGCAGCAUUGAGGGGGGAGGGAGUGGGUUAAAAAAUACAGACCGUCCUGAGAAAAUGUCACACCUAGACCCCUAAAUCUCCAUCAAAGGAUUUUUCCAUCCUUUGAGUUUUCAAACAGCAAGGACAUAAUUCAAAGUUUCUUAUCUUUUUUUCCCCUAACUAUAAAGUCAGAUUACUUUAAAAAAAAA